Molecule: messenger RNA, 2681 nt
Organism: Salvelinus fontinalis (brook trout)
Lineage: Eukaryota; Metazoa; Chordata; Actinopteri; Salmoniformes; Salmonidae
Product: cerebellar degeneration-related protein 2-like
Exons: 5
Coding region: 523-1986 (487 amino acids)
Source: RefSeq, a predicted model, not a curated record
GUUGGGGAUCGUUGCAGAAUGGAUCUGGAGAGAUAUCAGUGCAAAGCACGAGUGAGUGGGGGCUUGUAACAACAACAACGGCCUACUUAAAUCACAAUGGCGGGGGGGAAUUAUGCGUGGCAUUUGCCAGUGUCACACAUUUGUUCCGUGAACGUACACGUCUCAAUAUUGUACAAUUUAUUUCGUACGUUAUUCUCUAUUUUUAUUGUAGGCCGACAGUGCUGUCGUUGCGUACAGUGUCCAGUUUGUGCGUGCAUUUGUCGGUCUUGAGAUAUUCAUUUAGUGUCAGGUGCGGUAAAUUGACGCAUCUGUCUCAUUCGAAUGGUUCAUUGUAGAAUGUUGGGGGCAGGUGCGCCCGCGGCUUUCCUAGUGAAUGAUAAAGGUCGCUGAAAGGGUUACGGUUUGGGAUGUUGAGCUGUUCGAGAUUUCGUGGUCAUACGAGGCAUGCUUUCGCUUCCGGGCGAGCGGUCAGAGAUGUUACAGAGCGCACGGUGAACAUCCACAACGAUAGACCGAGCAUCGAUGCUUCGUGCAGGCAGGAUGGAGGAGUUUGUUACGGAGGAAGAUGAGCCAUGGUACGACCAACGGGAUUUGGAGCAGGAUCUGCACCUGGCAGCUGAGCUGGGGAAGACCCUUUUGGAGCGCAACAAGGAGCUGGAGGACUCCCUACAACAGAUGUACAUCAACAAUGAGGAACAGGUGCAGGAGAUCGAGUACCUGUCCAAGCAGCUGGAGAUGCUGAGGGAGAUGAACGAGCAGCAUGCCAAGGUCUACGAGCAGCUAGACGUGACGGCCAGAGAGCUGGAGAUCACCAAUGAGAAACUGGUUAUAGAGAGCAAGGCCUCGCAGCAGAAGAUAGACAGGUUGACGAGUACCAUGGAGACACUGCAGGCUCAGGUGGAUACCAUGACAGCUCGUGUGGAGGAACUACGUACACUAGAGGAGCUGAGGGUCCACAGAGAGAAGCGGGAGCGACGCAAGACUGUCCACUCCUUCCCCUGCCUUAAAGAACUCUGCACUGCACCAAAGUAUGAGGAUGGCUUCCUGGUGGCCAACCCCGGCAGUGUGGACCUGGUGUCUGAGCGUGAGCGCCGGCCGCUGGACGAGGAGAACGAGCGUCUAAAGGGUGUGGUCUCCUCCCUGAGGUCCGCCAUGGUGGCAGAACGGGGCCGGAGGGAGGGGGCAGAGAGGGAGUGCACAGCUGUGCUGCAGGAGUUUGAGCUUAUGGAACAACGCCUCCUGGGGGCUGAGGGCUGCCAGCUGCGAGUGCAGGAGCUGGAGGCAGAGCUACAGGAGAUGCAGCAGCUGAGGAGGUCCCGGCUCUGUCUGUUGGAUGAGGGUCUGGAGCAGACCCUGCUCAACAAUGCCCCCGAGACCGACACACCUGAGGGACCGGAGCAAAAGGAGGGAACGGGGGAGUCCGGGGGGACAGGAGGGGGGCAGCAGGGAGGCCCAGUGAGGAAGAGCUGCAGCGACACGGCACUCAACGCCAUCUCGGCUUGCGACGCCUCUGGCAGGCGACAGGGCAGCUACGCAAUCCACGCCAAUGGCGUGCGCAAGCGGGGCAUGUCCAUCCUGAGGGAAGUGGACGAACAGUACCAUGCCCUGCUAGAGAAAUACGAGGAGCUGCUGGGGAAGUGCCGGCGCCACGAGGAGAGCAUGUGCCACGCGGGGGUGCAGACGUCACGCCCUGUCUCCAGAGACCCCUUCAUGAAGGACUACGGCAUGGCCACGCCCGGCCCCUCAGCCAUGGCUGCUGCACCCCCCACCCCGCCCCAGACCCCCUCCACCCCAGAGGCCCUGGAGGGCAUCAGCCGGCAGGUAGACCAGGUGGACAAGAGGCUGGGCCAGCACACCCCAGAGUACAAGGCCCUGUUCAAAGACAUCUUCUCCCGCCUGCAGAAGACCAAGAGUGAAGUGAACUCCAAGGGUAGAAAGUCCCCAAGGGUAGGAAGUCCUAAGGGAAAAAAGUCCAAAGACAAAUGAGCUGCUUUCGUGAUUCUACUGAACACGACCUCUCCUGGUACUACUGAACAUGCACUGAAAACAAUGGGUACAAAAGCCACAGGCGUUUUUUCUUAAUUUGUUUCUUUGUUUGACUGUGUUUUUUCAAAGUGAUCACUUGAUGUCUUAAUGACAGGUUACCUGUACUUCUGCACUGGGGAAAUGAUUCAAUCUACUGUGGAUGAUCCCCUCUGCUGUUUUAUCCCUCUCUCUGGAUACUGCCACAUUUCACCCAUCCCAAUAUGAAUGAAUUGUACAUCUGACGACAUUCAUCAUCUGGGUAGAUGAAAUGCCUUGAUUCUUGACCUAACUUAAGAUAAUUCAUGACAACAUAGUUCUGCCAUAAAAUCUGUUUGACCCGUCUUUGGUCAAGACAAUCCAGUACAAUGUUUAAAUGACUGAGCGUGUAUACUGAGACUGCACUAAUUGCUAUUUAAUGUUUUUGAUGACUGACAAUGAAUAACAUGGCAGCGCUAUUCAUAAAAUGUGUUUUCAAUAACAAUCUAGUUAAAUAUUCCUAAUGUUGUCAAUGAUUAACACUGUUGCCUUAACAUCUUAGGCUUCAUGUAUGCAUCUAUCCAACAUAUUGGUUUUGAAGCCAGUAGACUUCAAUUGAGGGAGCCCAUGGUACUCAAGUAGUAACUUGUUCUAAAAUAAAUACUGUAUGUAAACCAUCA